This is a messenger RNA of Argiope bruennichi, 1946 nucleotides long. RefSeq lists its product as uncharacterized. The transcript is spliced from 2 exons. Bases 1105 to 1566 code for a protein of 153 amino acids. The record is from RefSeq and is a predicted model, not a curated record. NCBI's taxonomy places the organism in Eukaryota, Metazoa, Arthropoda, Arachnida, Araneae, Araneidae.
ACAGGAUAGCUAAUUUUUUCAUAGGAUUUUUUUUUUACUUAUCAUCAAGUUUCUAGUAAACAAGCCAUCUUUUUAAUUACAUUUUCUAGUUGUUUUUUUUUAAAUAUUUAAGUUUUUCUUAACUGUAAUUUGAAAGGUGGCUCCAUAUGUUUGAGCAGUGCAUAGUUGAGUUCUUCUGACGAAACAUUUGAGUUAGCAUUUAGAAGAACUUGGCUAGCUGUUCGAUAUUUUUAGAUUAUAUUUAAGUGUAAGCUUAGUAACUAUUAGUUUUAAGCUUAGGUUUAUUUUAAGGUUAUUAAGUUAAGUAUAGUUUGUAAGCUAGUUAUUAUUUAGGUUUAAUCUUAGGUUAGAUUUAAGUUAUUUUUAUGCAUCAAAUGGUUAAUUCCAAUGCUUUUCUAUGCAUUGGUUCUUAAUCUUAAGUCUUGUCAUGUUAUUGGGACCAUUUAAACUGUUGCAGUGCUAAUUGUACAAAUUGUCUAGUCUUAAACUGUCAGUUGUUUAAGUUGUACUUACCUGACAGUUGUAACGUGAUAUGUAUAUAAGUUGCCUCUACUGGCACACUUUCUUGUAAAAUAAACCUAAGAACUCCCAUUCGACAACUGCUGAAGACAACAUACCUACUUGGAUUGCAUCUUUCUUGGUUUUGCCAACCAAGUCUACUCAAGCCAAACUUCUUUUUUGGAGUUCAAGUACCUUGACAUCUUGACCAAGAUUAUCAAAGUUUGGAUUCAUUUAAAUUGAAAUUUAUUGGUAAGUUACAAUCUUUCUAUUUCCUUGUGUAUUGUUCUAUAUGUUUAGUUGGUAAGUUAAAUUUAAGUGCCUAUACAUGUAUUGUGAAAUGUUAUGGUAAGCGAGUCUUGGUAAGUAUAAUGACUCGCAAGGUAACUGUGGAUCUAUCAACUGUACACCUCACCUUUUGGGAAGCCUCUUGGAUCCUAUUUCAAGUUCAAGAUCCAUGCAGAAGAAUCCAUCCAUUUGCUGAUUUGUUUAAAGAUAUCCUGUGAAGACCCUUCAUUUGAUUGCUUUCUUUAGUCUACAUGCAGGUGAAGUAAAGCCCUGUGAAGUUCCAUUUCAGGUCGAAAAACUCUUUGGUGGAAUCAACGCAUGCAGAAACUGCAAGCAGCGGCUCUAAGGCAAAUUCGGUUCAAGAGCUCCCGCUUUACUUCGGGUUUCCGUGGAAGCCCCAAACAGGCUAUCUGUCCAUUUUGUUUCAAGGUAUUCUACGACAAAAGCACAAUGAAUAGACAUGUGUCUAAGCGUGUUUGUCUUGGCUUGCAGUUUCAGACUCAGACUCCCACUCUGAUAGAUGAUGAUGUUGGUCUCUCAGUUCAGCCUGUGAUUUCCAGUGUACAGUCCAAUUCUCCUGUUGUAAAUUCUGCUAAUGAUCCACCAGAACCUCUCAAUUCUGAAACUGAGGUGCAAUCUGAAGGAAGCCCUAGCAAGUCCUCGCGAGUUCCUUGUCCAUAUUGUAAUAAACUAUUGAAAGGGGAAAGAGGUGUCCGGAAGCAUAUAGAUUUUUAUGGAUGCCCAAUGGCUGUAGGUUCGAAACCGGCAGAGCUAAAUUAAAUUGUUGCUUCAUUAUUUAAAGGCAAAAUAUGAAACUGAAAAUGUUUUUGGCUCAUUGUUAUUGAAUUUGUAAGAUGGAGCUACUGACAUAUGUUUUUAUAGUCCCAGUAACACGGCAAAGAUUAAAACUUUUUAGUGAUAUAUUGUUGUAAUGUUACUUAAAAUUAUCUAGUCUUGAAUAUUUUUUGUUUAGUUAUGAUUAUAGUAUAGAAAUGUUAUAAUGGAAUGCUUGUUUUUUUAUUCAGACAUUAGCAUUUUAAAAUGCUACUGUUAAAAAAAAUUGAACAUCUUUGGUGGCUAUAAUUUUUAGUGGUAGGUAGCUCCAUCAGAUUUAUGUAAAUAGUUAUUAUAUGUGAAUAAAAUAAUUUAAAAAUUAAGAA